UUCGUAGUUUGUCUCUUGUUCAACCUGUUUGUUCUCCUCCAGCAAAGCUAAAUAAAACCACACUGACCAAUGAGUUCAGUGCCGCUGAUAAAGGGCUUUGUUAAAGGAGAAAUGUUUCACCACCUAUGCAGGUAGCCACACGAAGAGGUGGGAGGUGAAACCUCAUUGAUUGAGUACAGUGAAGCAGCUGAGGAAUCGUUGAGAUUGUACCAAUGGAGGAACUCAGUGAUGACAGUUCAUCUGAUGAUCUUUACCUCGAGGAUCCACCACCACCACCACCACAGUCACAUAGUCAUCAAGACAGGAAACAAAGGGAACUGGAGGAGCAAAACAAAAGGGCGCCCCUAGCAGCACGAAGGGCUGUCACACAACAAGAGACAGAGUUGAAGAAUUUAUUGGAGAAUCUAGGGUUGACUCAGUUCUACAAAGAGAAGCUGUCACUGAGCAAAAUACUUCAGAUUGAUGACAACGCCAUUAGUGAUGAACCAGCCCAAUGUAAUGCAGAUCUUCCUUGGCAUUUUCUGAAGAAAUUGAUGAUGGUUAAUGUGACAGCCAGGAAUGUAAAAUGUUCAGUUCAUGACCCAAUGUUUGAUGCUGUGCCAGGGACAUCAGAGUUUGAUUUUGAUAAUCUAGCUGACAGUCCAGGCCCAGGUGAUACACUAAACCCCCUGGAAUUAAUCACUGCUCUGUUUCUGUGUUCUGAUGGUUUUGUUCAGCAAGAACUGACAUUGAAAAUGUCCAUGUGUCAGUUCUCUGUGCCUUUGCUUCUUCCCAACUGUGACACACAGCAGUGCACACUCAUGCUGUGGGCCAUGAGAGACAUUGUUAAAAAGUACAGACCUCAGUCACUUUCAGAGUCAAAGGGCUUUAAGGAGGACAGAAUAGUCGUCUCUGAGCUUCCAAUGAUAUCCUUUGUUAGACUGGGUGGGUGCUCCUUGUCCAAGUCAGAGAUCCUCAACAAGUUACUGAGCAGUUCUCAGCAGUAUCAUGACACCUUUGUUCACCACAACAUGGAGUGUGGAGACAGUCCAAGAAAAAUCUCCAAUGGUCUGGUUGAAAUAUUCUGGUACCUUCCAUGCGGAAACCAAAAUAUAGACAUCUUUAGUGAGCCAGUGGCUGUGGCCAACCUCCGUGGAGAUGCCGCUUUGUUUGAAACCCAAUAUUCCUUUUUGUGUCAAACCUCUGCAGCUGUUUUUGUGUUUUUUGAUAAAAUGGACAAAGACUGCAAGCUGCUAAAUAACAAAAACUGCAGGGCACAGAUCUUCUUGGUGGGUAAUUAUCAGGGCAAAGGCUUUAGUUUGAAUGCUCUACAACAGGUAGCUAAGAGAUAUAACUUGACAAAGAACAUUAUCAUUAAGACACAACAGAAAAAUGAUGCAGAGUUUGUUAAAACUUUGAGGAUAACCAUCAGCAAUGUGGUUGCAAACUCAAAGAUGAAGAUGAAAAUAGAGCAGAUGGCUGAUGUUGCUCAUGAACUGGGGAUCAUAGUUGAUGAAGACUGUUCAGAGUGUCAGAUGGCCAAGAGAAAUGCAGACGCCAUCACUGCAGAAAUACAAGACACACUGAAAUACAAAGAAGAUCAGCUUCCACGGCAAGGUCAAAUAUGGAAAGAACUGACGAUGUUGGAAAAGGAAGAAUUUAGACUUCAGAAUCUUGGCUCUGAGAACAUAGAAAACUACAAAAGUAAACUUCAAAAACAGAAAACACAACUAAGGGCUAAACAAAACUCUUCUGACAUGUCAGAUGCAAUGAUAUGUUUCAUCAAUGCAAUAUCAAGACCAGGAACAGAGAGAUGUUAUUUCCUUAAAUGGAUGCGAAUAAACCUUGAUAAUUUGACUCGACAAAAAAUGUCUGACCUCAGGGAGCUGUACAAACACAAAUGUGAAAGUUCUGAGAACAAAGAGGAAAUUAAAGACAUUGACAAACAACUGUCCAGCAGCUCACUGGGAACUGAACACUUCUUCCGUGAGAUGGGUCAAAUCUAUGAAGCUUCGGUUUCUCUUCCAGAAACAAACCCAUCACUUCAACAGCUCCAGCAUCUGCCCAAACUCUGUGCACAGCUGCUGCUUGAUGGAUUUCCUGUUGAGCUUGUAGAUGGAGAUGCAUCCAACAUACCUCUCAGAUGGGUGAGUGACGUUCUGUCUCAGCUCAGUGACCUGGUGUCUCCUAAGAACAAGGUUCUGGUCGUCACAGUUCUUGGAGUUCAGAGCACAGGAAAGUCCACUCUGCUCAACACCAUGUUUGGAGUUCAGUUUGCCGUCAGCAGUGGUCGAUGCACUCGAGGUGCUUUCAUGCUGCUCAUCAGAAUCAAUGAGGAUGUUAAAACAGUCCUCAACUGUGAUUUCAUGGUGAUCAUUGACACUGAGGGCUUGAAGUCAACAGAACUUUCACAACUGGACAACAGCUAUGAACACGACAACAAGCUGGCAACACUUAUUGUAGGUUUGAGUGACAUCACCAUCAUUAACAUUGCCAUGGAAAAUUUAACAGAAAUGAAAGACAUUUUGCAGAUAGUAGUUCACGCUUUUCUCAGGAUGAAAGAGGUCGGUAAAAAGCCUAAAUGCCAGUUUGUUCACCAGAAUGUUUCAGAUGUUUCAGCUCAUGAGAAGAACUUAAGAGACAGGAAACUGUUGCUGCAACAGUUAAAUGAAAUGACCCAGGCAGCAGCCAGGAUGGAAAACAAAGAGAAGUACAAGAGCUUUACUGAUGUGAUGGAGUACGAUCCAGACACGGGGAACUGUUACAUUCCUGGACUCUGGAAUGGAAACCCACCAAUGGCUCCAGUCAACGCAGGCUACAGCGAAGCUGUUUAUGACCUCAAGAAAAAUGUGAUCCAGUUACUGGGGAAUCGUCAGUCAUCAAGUAACAAUAUCAUGGAGUUUACAGAGUGGAUGAGAAGCCUGUGGAAUGCAGUUAAACAUGAAAACUUCAUCUUCAGCUUCAGAAACAGUCUAGUAGCUGAUGCGUACAUGAAGCUUUGCACAGAGUUCAACAAAUGGGAAUGGAAAUCCAGAAAAGACAUGUACACAUGGGUCACACAAGCUCAAACAAUGAUUUCUAACUUUGGCACAGUUGCUGGGAAAUCUGAGAUGUCUGACAUCAGAGAACUUCUCACAUCUUUAAAAACUGAAGCUUCCACUAAACUGAUUUACUGGGAGAAAAAGCUUCUGGACAAUCUGACACAGUACUUUGAGCAAACAGAGGGUCACGUCUAUCUGGUUGAAGGAUACAGAGAAGAAUUUUCAAACAGUACAAAGAGCCUUCGAAAAGAAAUAGAGAACUCUGUGUUUAAUCAGCUCACAGCAGCAGCAGAAAUCAAACAGGGAAUGAGGGACGUUGACAAAAUCAAGAAGAAUCACACAGAAGAACUAGAAAAGGCUGUAAGUUCAUUGAUUGAUGAAUGUCAGAAGAAACGUGUCCAAAUGACGAAUGAAGAGCUGGAUGAAGAAUUCGAUAAAAUGUGGAGACGAACAGAGAGCAAGUUGAUAUUUUCUACACUACAGGCAAAAGAUGUCUUUACCAGUGCAUCCAACUACCUGAGACUUAACCUGGCACAUAAGGGGAGUCAUGCAUGUGAAUUGCUUAUUGAAAGACGACUGAAAGAUUGUGGACUUGAGCCUUUCAAAGUUACAGGCGAAGGACGUCGGAAUCAAGUUUCAAAAAAGAUGUUGGUAAAUUAUGAAAAUCGUCUAAAACUGGAACAAAAAAUGGCUGACGACAUCAUAGAUGCCUGUAAACAGGUUGUAGCUGAAAAAAUGUCAAAAAAAACAAAUUAUCAUGAAACUGACAUCCAGGAGAUUCUGCACCUGAUUGAUGAGAAACUGCAAGACACUCAGGAUGUUGACACAGACAUCAAGGUUGAAGUUUCUCUAAAACAGCACAUCUGUGGAUUUGCAGCCAGAGAAUUUCAGAAAAUGCACGAAGAUUUUCUCAAAGUGAAUAGUCCUCAUGCAUGUCUUAAUGAUAACAAGGACAAGUUCUGUGCUGAUUUUAAGGAUGUGUUCCAUAAACGAGACCAGUGUCAGAAAAAAGCUGAAGAAUUCACCAACCGAUGCUUGAAGCCUGCAGUCGAAGACUUUGUCAAACGUUCUCUGGGUCCUGAUAUAAUUGGUGAAAUGAUGACGAUGCAGCAGUUCAGCACACGUACCUUGUUCCAGUCUUCAGUUUUACAGGAUUUACUUGAAAAGGAUCAAUUUAGGAACUAUUACAAUUACAUUUGCUUCUAUGAGGAUUAUGUCAGAAACUGGAUCUUAGACCAAAUAGUGAGUCACUUCUCAGAUGGUUCUAAGAUGUCUGAGUUUGAGGAUCAGCACCUUCAGUCAAGUAUCAACAGCAUUAAUGCUGCCAUCAACAAGGCAAAAACAGAGAAGAGUGAUGACUUGAAGACAUUUGUUGAAGAUGUCUGUAGAGAACUGAAUAAUAAACUGGUCAUUUCCCAGGAUGCCCUUGGUGCUUUCAUGAUCUUGAACCAUGCUGACAAGGACCAGUUUGCUGACUGGCUCACAGAGAGUGUGAAGGAUGUGGCACAAACUCUUCGAGAUGAGUUUACAACAUUAGACAUAACAAUAAAACUCCAACAUCUCCAUGUAAAGCCUCAGAAUGAGCUUUUUACCAAACUGAUAGGAUGUGGAAAACUGUGUCCUUUCUGCAAAUCACCCUGUAAUGCAGAAGGUAAGCAACAUAAAGAGCACUUUACUUCACUACAUCGACCAGAAGGUCUGGGUACAUUCACUUGGAAUGAAACAAAACAACUUGUCACGGAUAUCUGUUCAUCUUUGGUGGUCUGUGGUAAAAGGUUUCGCUGUGAUGCUACUAAGAAUAAAUGGCAACAUUACAAGCAUUACAAAAAAGUAUUCCCAGACUGGAAAAUCCCUCCAGAUGUCAGUCGUCAGGCUUCAGACUACUGGAAAUAUGUGAUGACAAAGUUUAACAAAGAUUUUGCCAAAGUAUAUGAUGCACAGCCUGCUGAUAUUCCUUAUACUUGGCUCCAUAUCACACGUAAGCAGGCAGAAGACAGUCUCAAAGUGUCAUUUAACAGCAAGUGAGACACUACAGUACAUGUAUAUUCACAAAUUUACUGUACACACUUCCUACACAUUAAUCCUGAAGGAUAUUUUAAACUUACAGUAUAUUUAUUUAGGGUAAAAAAAUUCUUUUGGGCUGAGGUGUAAUAAUAAUAAAAAUUGUCUAGCUAAAUACUUAAAAAAAAAAAAGCUUUUUCUUUCUAGUCUGUUUAAAUGUCUUUGAUAUGACCUGUUCUCUGCAUUUACACAAGGUAGGGGUAAUUAUUUAGAUAUAAAAUUUCUAUUUUAAACCAAGUUAACUUUGUUUGUUUUAUAUUUUAUAAAUAAAAUUAUUAUUUCCUCUUUUGAAAGCCGGUUUAAUAAUCUUUUAUAUCCGUUAUUGUACAUCCAUCAUGUUCCUGCUAGAAGCACAUUCCAUUAAUGCAGAAUUGUUGGGAUGUUGGUGUAUACAGCAUAUAUAUUGCUUGAUUAAAUUAAUGAUCGAUUAAAUAACUAUACUGUAUCAGCAACAUGUUAUUUACUGUAAGAAAUACUGUCCACGUUACAAUAACUAAUCUUUUUAAGCCCCCCUAAAAAUACAGGACUUGAAACUGCAGAUCAAUUAUUAAGAUACAUUAGAAUAAAAUAAAAGUCUUGUCAAUGUCAGUGCUAAAAUGGAAGAAGGAAAUUGAAAACAGAAAAUGGAAAGACAGUGUGCCGACGGUGUGCUGUAAUAAUUCUUUAUAGUAAUACUUUGUGAUGUGUGUCAAUAAUACUCUGUAUAGAUAGUCAAUAAUUGAAAUGUGAUGUCAUUGGGUAGGACUAGAUAAGUCUAACUUCUUCCUACUGCAUACAAGCAUGUUACUAGGUUAAUUGAAAGCUGAUUAUUUUUCUUGUAUGGAGUGUGAAAUUAUGUGUGUUGGUAUAUAAACUGCUUUUACAUGUUUGAAUAAAAUAAAAAAAGUGUUUUAAGUU
This is a messenger RNA of Betta splendens (Siamese fighting fish), 5978 nucleotides long. RefSeq names its product up-regulator of cell proliferation-like. The record is from RefSeq and is a predicted model, not a curated record. Gene Ontology annotation, molecular function: GTP binding. The transcript is spliced from 5 exons. Lineage: Eukaryota; Metazoa; Chordata; Actinopteri; Anabantiformes; Osphronemidae. Bases 213 to 5045 code for a protein of 1610 amino acids.